Molecule: messenger RNA, 1071 nt
Organism: Oryza brachyantha (malo sina)
Lineage: Eukaryota; Viridiplantae; Streptophyta; Magnoliopsida; Poales; Poaceae
Product: soluble inorganic pyrophosphatase 1
Exons: 9
Coding region: 55-669 (204 amino acids)
Biological process (GO): phosphate-containing compound metabolic process
Cellular component (GO): cytoplasm
Molecular function (GO): inorganic diphosphate phosphatase activity; magnesium ion binding
Source: RefSeq, a predicted model, not a curated record
UUGCUCUUUUCUGCUGAACAAUCAAAUCCUGUGACCGUCUGCUCUGCAGGAGAAAUGGCUGAAGCCAAGAAAACCCCAUGUCUGAACGAGCGGAUCCUGUCGUCGCUCUCGAAGCGAUCCGUGGCUGCGCAUUCCUGGCAUGAUCUUGAGAUAGGACCUGGAGCUCCUGAGGUUUUCAAUGUUGUUGUUGAGAUCACAAAGGGGAGCAAAGUGAAGUAUGAGCUUGAUAAGAAGACUGGGAUGAUCAAGGUUGAUAGGGUGCUCUACUCGUCGGUGGUGUAUCCGCAUAACUAUGGUUUCAUUCCACGGACACUCUGUGAAGAUGGGGAUCCAAUGGAUGUGUUGGUCCUGAUGCAAGAACCGGUGAUUCCUGGUUGCUUUCUUAGAGCUAAGGCCAUUGGCCUUAUGCCCAUGAUUGAUCAGGGUGAGAAAGAUGAUAAGAUCAUUGCAGUUUGCGUCGAUGAUCCUGAGUUCCGCCACUUCAAUGAUCUGAAGGAGCUCUCUCCCCACCGCCUUGCUGAAAUCCGCCGCUUCUUCGAAGACUACAAGAAAAAUGAAAACAAGGAAGUCGCUGUAAACGAUUUCUUGCCACCGGCCACUGCUCUGGAGGCCAUCAAGUACUCCAUGGAUCUUUAUGCUGAAUACAUCCUGCACAGUCUGAGGCGUUAGUUGCCAACGCCUGAUGGUGCAAUCAGCUUCCUAAAUACCAUAAAGAAGACAAAUAAUUCUCUUGGAUGAUGCUCCUUCAGGAGCCAUAUUUGCAGUAUGUCUGAAACAAGGGAUGCUGCCUAUGCUUCUUUCUGCAUAUAUGUUCAGAAUAUGCAGAUCAAUAUAUCCUCGAUUGCUCACAAAUACGUUGGUCCAACUAAUUUCAGGCCGAAUCAUCGAUUGCAUGAUAAACGGUGUAAUUUUUGUACUGCAAGUGAUAAGUAUUGUAUAAUGCCUUGUCUAAAAUACUCCUUUAACGAUUAUGUAUUGACCUUUUGAUUUGUUUUGACUGUUAACUGUAUGACAUUGAUUUUAUACGUGUUGAUCUCUAUGAAGGCAGUAUUGUUUUGGACUUUUAAUUGU